AUGACUGAUCUUGUUUCCGUUUUAUUGUCCUUCCCUCCACAGCCUCCUGCCCCUGAGAUCACAUCUGAAAUCGAGUAUGACCGGAAGGCUCAUGUCUUACUUUCGAGCCUCCGUCGGAUACCCACAAAAGACUUAUUAGGAAACAUUACCAGCCGUCAAAGUCUUCUGGAUACCCUUGACCCUGAAAAACAGUCCUUGAGCUAUUUGUUUGUUUUACUUGCUCACCAUCAAGGCUGGGAAACCUCGGUAGAUCAGCACCUCUCCGGGCAUACACGCCCCGGAGGUGCAGUAUGGUGCAAAUCUGUAAACUUCCUUUGUGUUUUUGACCCGGUUCAAGUGAGAUAUGCUGGCCACGAGUUUAACAAACUCGUUGACUGUGUUGCAAAGAUUAGUGAAUAUGCAUCCCAGCAAAAGCCUUUAGCAGCUGUCAAACCUGUCAGACAAGCUUUACUUCGAUUAGACCCAUCCUGUUCAACGUUCACAUCAAUCCAUACAACCUUUGCCCACCUAUGCUUGCUAGCACAGUGCUACUUGCCAGCUACUGGUAUACUUGAUAAGGACAUCUGUCAUUUUCCGACAGCUGCUGAUAAAACCUUCCUCAAACGGUUUCAGCUGCUUCCAUGUCAACAGCACCCUUCUAGUGUGUCGUACAUUACAAUGGCGUCAGGUUUACCAGGCUUGAUCAACUACAAAAGCUCUCUGGAAUACUUUUUAUACGGUGCAAUGAUUUACAUCGGCUUGAAACGAUGGGGAAAGGCGCGACAUUUCCUAGAAAUAGCUAUUUCUGCGCCUACGGGUAAUUGUAUAAGUAUGGCUAUGGUGGAGGCUCAUAAGAAAUGGAUUCUUGUGAAUCUUCUAGAGAAGGGCACGGUACCGGCCAUACCUCAUGCCGUUAGUAGGUCAGCGGCAAAAGCAUAUAAGCCGCUGGUGAAACCCUAUAGCGCCCUAGGUAUAAUUUUCAAAGCAGGCAGCUUGUCUAGAUUGGAAGCAGAGAUAUAUGCCGGAAUGGAUAUUUGGCAAAAGGAUAAAAACACCGGCCUAGUUUUUCAGCUCCUUAACGCGCUCCGCCGGUGCUCCGUCCUAAAACUUGACCAGACUUUCGCAGCGCUUACUUUGCCUGACGUGUUACGUUUUUCAAUGAGUGACCAAUUCGACCGAGUGGUGGAACCAUUUGUAGUCGAGCUUCUCGCUGCAAGACGACUCGACGCCCGGCUCUUCCAAGCUUCGAAUUCUGUGGAUCCAACGAUUCUUCGUUUUGGCCAUUCUUUUGCAACCAUGGGAGGCGCGAUGGAGACUAGACUGUGGGAUCGGUUGAAGGCACAAAAGCAACGUAUGGACAUUCUUCUGGGUAAUGUAUAUGGAACUGAUGUCAAAUUGGAACUGGGACGGGAGUACAUCGAGGGUCUGAGGAAGGCAAAGUGGCGCAAGAAUGAAAGCGAUCUAGGCGACAACAGCGCGACAGUUGAUUUUGAAGAAGACAUGAUGGCCGAUUUACGGUGA
This is a messenger RNA of Uncinocarpus reesii 1704, 1500 nucleotides long. RefSeq lists its product as uncharacterized. Gene Ontology annotation, biological process: ubiquitin-dependent protein catabolic process. The transcript has 5 exons. Gene Ontology annotation, cellular component: COP9 signalosome. Lineage: Eukaryota; Fungi; Ascomycota; Eurotiomycetes; Onygenales; Onygenaceae. Bases 1 to 1500 code for a protein of 499 amino acids. The record is from RefSeq and is a predicted model, not a curated record.